AUGUCGUCCUUCUUCGAUGAGGACACACACGGGGAGUCGGCGAGGAAACGGCGGCACAUUGAGGAGUCGCAGCAGCGUUACGGUGGGUUUCCAUCCGGUAGUGGCGAGAGCGGUGACAACGACGACGAGGAAGAGCGACCUGUCUUGACUCGCACAGGCGGUGGUGGUGGCGGCGGUCGUGUCGGGUUGAUGCUGCUCCAGAGCAUGAAUCAUGCCACGCCCACUUCCUCUUCGACUGCGUCCUUGUCUCCCGCUCCUGUUGGCGGGGCGGCGCAGAAGAUACGUGUUGUGGGCGAGUACGUCCCGCUCUCCGUGGGCGGCUUCAUGGAGAGCGCAGCGGAAACGGUGAUGGGUGACAUUCACAACGUGCGGCAGGGCGACAUCAUGUGCCUCCGAGGCCCGGCAGCAACAACGACAACCGCAUCGACAAAGAGUGGUGCCGGUGGCGAGAUGCGCUUCGUGAAGGAGGCUGAACUCACAGAGGAGGAGCGACGCUACGGUAAGCGCCUCUCGUCGGACAUGCUGCAAGAGUUAUUCGAGGUGGGCCGCGUAGACCGUGCCACGAACUCACUGGAGGGUCUCUUCCUUGAUGGGACGCGGCGUAAACUGAAGUUGUACGCUGCACGUCCUGCUGGCUUCGUCGAGACGGAGCUAUUCCGACAAUGGAAACACGACCCGAGUACGCGCCCAGUGCGGACAGUCUACGCCUCAACCGAUACGAGCGCCCUGCAGCAGAAGCAGCUAGCUCCUCCUCUGACCAGCAGCCACAGCAGAAAAGAUGAAGGCAACCAACCCCCCACAGCAACGGAUAAUAACGGUAAAAACAACAGCAGUGGUGCUGAAGCGCCGAUGCCGUGGUGGGUGACACCGCAGCUUAUUGUGCGCGUUGUUGAGGAAUCUGCAGGGGAUUUGUUUGGAAAGAAGUUUGUGGUCAAGUCUGUUGCACGCAAAGAGGGAAAGAUACGGCUGGCACCAUGGCAGCCAACUGGGGCUCACGGCAAACCGGCAGAGUCGUCGCUAGUCGACAUUGUGGGUUGUGAGGCGCUUGAGACGCUGGUGCCGAAGGUGGGCGAGCAGGGCAUUGUUGUGCUGGGCAACAUGCGCGGCGAGUUGGUGCGUGUGGACGCGCGGCUCCGCAGCGCUGAGGGGGGGCUCACGGCGGUGAAAGUCACCUCCACGCGAACCGGGGACGAAUUCACUGUCGGGCCUCAUGAAGUGUGUCAAUUGGCGCUCGCGCGGUAG
Trypanosoma grayi is the source of this 1242-nucleotide messenger RNA. RefSeq names its product Trypanosoma vivax. NCBI's taxonomy places the organism in Eukaryota, Euglenozoa, Kinetoplastea, Trypanosomatida, Trypanosomatidae. The record is from RefSeq and is a predicted model, not a curated record. The coding region runs from base 1 to 1242 and encodes 413 amino acids. The transcript has a single exon.